Molecule: messenger RNA, 669 nt
Organism: Actinia tenebrosa (Australian red waratah sea anemone)
Lineage: Eukaryota; Metazoa; Cnidaria; Anthozoa; Actiniaria; Actiniidae
Source: RefSeq, a predicted model, not a curated record
AUGAAACAAAACCGACUAGACCCAAAUGUACCCCCUGUCAUUCACUCACCGAGACGCGUGCCAAUAWGCCUCAAAGAUGACAUUAAACGGGAACUAGAUGAGAUGGCCGCCCAAGGUAUCAUCACCAAAGUACGAGAAGGGGAGCCGACGGCAUGGGUCAAUAGUUUAGUAUACAGAAGGAAACCCACUGGCAGACUUAGAAUAUGUCUUGACCCUAAGGAUUUAAAUGCUGCCAUACAACGAGACCAUCACGUAACACCYACCCUUGAGGAAAUCUUGCCCAAGCUGAGCGGAUCAAAAUAUUUCUCCAUUCUAGACGCGAAGUGUGGAUAUUGGAAUGUUGUACUCGACACACCAUCAAGUUACCUGACUACCUUCAAUUCCCCAUUUGGCCGMUACAGGUUUAAACGAAUGCCAUUUGGACUGAGAAUGUCGCAAGACGUUUUYCAAGCCAAGAUUGACCAGACAUUUGAGGGUUGCGAUGGUGUUAUCGGCAUCGUGGAUGACAUCGUGGUUUACGGAAAAACGGAGGAAGAACAUGACAUCAAUUUAAAGGCGAUGGUUGAGAAAUGCAAAGAAACAGGCCUAAAACUCAACCCAGACAAGUGCCAUAUCAAACAGAACAAAAUAAAGUUCUACGGCAUCAUCUGCAGUGAAAACGCAUCCUGA